AUGGAUACUGCGCCCGUGUUCCAGUCUAGCUUCUCCAUACGCUCUCUGCUCUCCAGCACGCACCUGAAGGAGGAGGAGGAGGAGGGCAAAGGAGGGGAGGCGCACAAAUAUUAUAUGAGCGCCAGUCCAAGCGAUUCCUGCAACAGCUCCGAGGAUGCAUCCUCCGAGGACGGCAACACCAAUUCCCCCACAGCCAGCAGCAGCAGCGUGGGCAGCAUCAAGUCGGACGUGAAGCCCGCCUUCACGUACAGCGCCCUAAUUGUCAUGGCCAUACGCAGGAGUCCGGAGAAGCGUUUGACGCUGAGCGGCAUCUGCAAGUGGAUAGCCGAUAAUUUUGCCUACUAUCAGAAUCACAAGAGCGUCUGGCAGAACUCCAUACGCCACAAUCUGAGUCUCAAUCCGUGCUUUGUGCGCGUGCCGCGCGCCUUGGACGAUCCGGGACGUGGUCACUACUGGGCAUUGGAUCCGUAUGCCGAGGAUCUGACCAUUGGCGAGACAACCGGCCGUUUGCGGCGCAGCAACAAUGCGCUAAUCAACCGCACCAAGGCAGCGGCUGCUCUGCAAGGUCACCAUGGCAAGAGCCAUGGCUAUGCGCAUCCUUAUCAGCAGCUGGCCAGCAAUCCGAACGCCGCCGCCGCCGCCGCCGCUGCUGCUGCUGUGAUGUAUGCGCAGCUCUUCAAGCCGCACGCUGCCUACUUCCCCAUCAUGCCGGAUGCAGCUCACCACCCGGCUCAGCCGCAGCAGCAUCCAAUCAUGAUGCAGGGCAACCAACAUCCGAAUGGAACUGGCUUGGGCGCCGGGCUGGGCAUGGGCACGGGCACGGGCAUGGGCACUUUGGCUAUGACAACGGGCCCGGCACAGCGAUACCAGCAUCAGCAUCAGCAACAGGGGACCUUAUCGGCGCCUUACCAUCAGACUCAGACUCAGUCUCAGUCGCAGGGGCAACGGCAGGGCAGCAACCACAACAAUUACUACCAGCGACAUCAGCAGCAACAGCAGCAGCAACACCAACAUCAACACCAACACCACCAUCAUUAUCAACACCAACACAAUUAUUAUCUACAACAACAAACACAACAACAACAACAACAACAACAGGAACAAUACGCAUCAGCUUAUAAUGGCCAAUGGAUGCGACAGCCAAUUGAAUGUUUGUGGCGUUAA
Molecule: messenger RNA, 1164 nt
Organism: Drosophila montana
Lineage: Eukaryota; Metazoa; Arthropoda; Insecta; Diptera; Drosophilidae
Gene: fd19B
Product: forkhead domain 19B
Exons: 1
Coding region: 1-1164 (387 amino acids)
Biological process (GO): cell differentiation; anatomical structure morphogenesis; regulation of transcription by RNA polymerase II
Molecular function (GO): RNA polymerase II cis-regulatory region sequence-specific DNA binding; DNA-binding transcription factor activity, RNA polymerase II-specific
Source: RefSeq, a predicted model, not a curated record